Messenger RNA from Haliotis rufescens (red abalone), 2365 nucleotides. RefSeq lists its product as uncharacterized. The record is from RefSeq and is a predicted model, not a curated record. Gene Ontology annotation, biological process: mitotic cell cycle; chromosome segregation. Lineage: Eukaryota; Metazoa; Mollusca; Gastropoda; Lepetellida; Haliotidae. The transcript is spliced from 9 exons. Gene Ontology annotation, cellular component: spindle microtubule; outer kinetochore. Bases 147 to 1685 code for a protein of 512 amino acids.
CUUUUGAUGUGCUCCGGUUGUCCAGGUGAGGAGUAUCGCUUCAAGUCACUCAGUGGAGGGGGUGUUUCCCCAGUGGUCACGUGGGCGGAAGAGAUUCCCGAUGACGUCACAUCCAGCGCCAUUUUUGAACAGUUUCAAGAGUAAGAAUGGAGUCCACCAAUGUGUUUGGUCAGCUCCGGAGCCUUGCUAGGCGUCUUGACCACGGUGUGGUUGACAUACAGAAGAAAGUGGCUGACCCAGGAAAACAUUCGGACAGUGACAGCAGCUACGCACAUGCAUACAGACAUCUACAGGAGGUGAAGAAGGAAGUCCAGGCCCUGAAGGACGAGGCCCGGGAGAAGAUGGCGAGUCAGCAAAUCAGUACAUACAGGCUGCAGCAGGUGCUGGACCUCUUGCCCCGACUCAUCGCAUCACAGAGACGCACUCUCACCGGAACAGAGGACUACUUGGAACAGUACGGCUAUGUGAAGCAAGCCAAGAAGACGACAGCACCAGAAGCAGUUGUGAAACCGGAAGUGACAAACGUUGUCCCUGACACCAGUCAUGGAGAAGGUGAAGAUGACAAUGAGGAAGAACCUGACACCGUGAACGAUGAGGCUAUUGUGCAUGAGACUACAACGCCUCCUACGCGGGUGAAGCCGAGUGAAUGUAAGACACCACGCCUCGAGGACUUUGGACUGAGUGACCUCACACUCAAUAUUCUUCAGAAGGGGCGGAGCUACGCCCCGACACAGCAGCAUGUCCCACAGACUAGUUCACUUUAUGCAUCCAAUCAGGGUCUUUCUGAAGACUCUCCAACACCAGCUCUCUUCAAACAUAAUGGCUUAUUUGUGACUCCGAGCCUCAUGGGCGGCCGAUAUAUACCUCAGCAGACACCAGACUGUAAUAGAAUAGGGUAUGGCUUUCCCCAACCCAUGUUCACAGAGGAUAGCCCCACCCCCUUCAUGACCCCCGCAGACAAGGGGGGAUGGAGGCGGCCGGAGGUGCGACUGAACUCGGAGUACCAGGGAAGUCCCGUCCCCCCUGUGCUCAACACCCCCGGAGCCAAACAGAUCCACAAGCAGCUGUACAGAGAGGGCGUCAAGAAGCCUGCCGCCACAGAGGACAAAGACAGCCCGAUUCCUCCUCUUCUGAUGACGCCAGGGAUGAAGCAGAUCACUAAAACCAUCACCGCCCCCAAGGUCACCGCCCUCAACAGCAAGCCAGACAAUGACAGCCCCAUGGUGCCAGUGUUGAUGACCCCGGGGGUCAAGCAGAUCCAGAAGACUGGCGGGGUCAAGAAGGCUAUGCCUGUCCCAGUGCCGGCCUCCUCCUGGGACAAGGAGCCAGAGAUGCCGGAGUUCACGCUCAGUCUUCAGGACAUAACCCAGCUGACACAGUCAUUCCGUCUCAACAACUCUACAGUCUCCAACCCCCCAGAAGCCCCAGCACUUCUGGCCAAGCACAUGAAGGACCGAGACACGCCUCCACUGCCGGAACUACUUUCCACACGACUGGCCAACCUCGGCACCCUGCCAGGGACAUCAUCCCUCUCCUCUGCUCCCCACACCAAGGCUGCGGAUGACACCAUGUCUGCAAGAAUUCUAAAAGCAACACAGUGUGACACCCCUCCGCCUCCAACUCUGUUUGGCAAAUAUAACUUCACAUCCAAAUAUAAACAUCGAGAAAAUGUUCCUCCCCAGUAAAUCAGACAUUUCUAUUGGAUGUUGACAAUGGCGGUCAGGGCCAGGUUCUACUAAGUGACAAUAGUGCUAUAACUUCCAUAACUCUAGCAGGAUUCAUCUAGAUUUGUCAACCAAGUGCCUAUUGCAAGGUAAAAUUGGGAUAUUUUUUCAAGUGUUUAUUAUCUUUAAUUCAGAGGUAUUGAAUUCAAUUCAGUAAUUAAGGUGAACUGGAUAUUGCUGUAUUUUUUUCUUUAUUGGCCUUACCUCUUUUCGUUUAAAAAUGAUUUAUAUCUUUUAAACCUGUAAUUAACAAUAUUAUUUUAUUACCGGACCCGUCAAGAUCCAGGGUAGAAUAGGUCUUUAGCAAUCCAUGCUUUCGCAAGAGGCGACUAUCGGGAUUGGAUGGUCAGACUUGCUGAAUUGGUUGAUGCAUGUCAUCAUAUCCCAAAUACGUGGAUCGAUGCUCGUAAUGUCAAUCACUGGAUUGUCUGGUCCAGACUCGAUUAUUUACAGACCGCCUUCAUAUAGCUGGAAUAUUGCUGAGUGCAAUGUUAAACAACACUGACAAUUUCCAUAGACAUGGGUCAGAAUAUCAACUGUAAACAUGCCUUGAUUAUUCUCUGCCAAUAUUAAGAGUGGAAGUAGGAAUGACCGUCAUUAAUGAACUUACUCUGUAAAUAAAUCUUACACUGUGAACAAAA